UCCAAGAUGGCCGCGUGCAUUUGAACCAUUUUAAUUCUAGCAGUAUAUGUGAAGCGCGCCAGGUUUCUGCAAAUCUAGUUGUCAGUACAUUUCAUCAGAGAGAAGCUUUGCUCCAGGCUCCUCUACAGCGCCGAGAGCACUGACGAACCAUUACUUUAUAACCAGAAAUAAUGUGGAUAUUUGGGACCCAUGUCGAACAUCUAUGAAGAGAGGCAAACAAUGAUUGCAGCAGGGGAUUUGCAGGAGUUUGUUCCUUUUGGGCGUGACCACAGCAAGCACCAUCCCAAUGCAUUGAACCUUCAACUACGGCAGCUGCAGCCUGCCUCUGAGCUGUGGUCCUCUGAUGGGGCAGCGGGCUUGGUGGGAUCACUUCGGGAGGUAUCGAUCCAUGAAAAGCAGAAGGAGAGUUGGCAGCUGAGGAAAGGUGUAGGGGAUCCUGGCGAGGAUGUGGAGUACGAUGAAGAGCUGUACGUGGCUGGGAACAUUGUUAUUUGGAGUAAAGGAAGUAAGGCUCACGCGGCUGCAGUUUACAAGGCCUUUACUGUUGAUAGCCCAGUUUUACAGGCAUUGUGGUGUGAUUUUACUAUAUCUAGUAAAACGGAAAAUGAGAAUGGUCAGGAUACAGUAGAGAGGUGUAUCUGUAUACUGCAAAGUUCCUGUAUCAAUGUCCAUAACACAGAAGGGAAGGAUUACAUUGCACCGCUACCAUUUCAGGUUGCUAAUGUUUGGCCAACAAAAUAUGGAUUACUGUUUGAGCGCAACAGUUACUCACAUGAAGUUCCCCAGAGUCCACCUAGAGAACCUUUGCCAACAAUGUUCAGCAUGUUGCAUCCAUUAGAUGAAAUAACUCCUUUAGUUUGCAGAUCUGGCGGUGUAUUUGGCAACGCACGCAUCCAGUAUGUUUCUGAUAAUACCCUCAGAAUAGUUUUCACCAAUACAGAUCCUUCAAUAGUAAUGACCUAUGAUACAUUGCAGUGCUUGCACACUGUGUGGGCUCUCCGCAAGGUUAAGCCAGAGGAACAGAAUGUGGUGCUAAAGUAUGCAGAUCAGCUUGGCACCCCACAACACGGGGUAACUGCUGGGUCACUGGCCGCACACCUUCGCAGUGUCUCCAAAGGGGAAUCCCCAAUGGCCUCUCCUUUCCAAAACUAUUCCUCACUCCACAGCCAGAGUCGCUCGGUGUCUUCCCCCAGCAUUCAUUCACGCUCCCACUCUCCUUCCAUCUCCAACAUGGCUGCUCUGAG
Molecule: messenger RNA, 1244 nt
Organism: Bombina bombina (fire-bellied toad)
Lineage: Eukaryota; Metazoa; Chordata; Amphibia; Anura; Bombinatoridae
Product: anaphase-promoting complex subunit 1
Exons: 9
Biological process (GO): metaphase/anaphase transition of mitotic cell cycle; anaphase-promoting complex-dependent catabolic process; protein K11-linked ubiquitination
Cellular component (GO): anaphase-promoting complex
Molecular function (GO): molecular adaptor activity
Source: RefSeq, a predicted model, not a curated record